Molecule: messenger RNA, 1717 nt
Organism: Glycine soja
Lineage: Eukaryota; Viridiplantae; Streptophyta; Magnoliopsida; Fabales; Fabaceae
Product: aspartate aminotransferase 1-like
Exons: 12
Coding region: 165-1535 (456 amino acids)
Biological process (GO): amino acid metabolic process; biosynthetic process
Cellular component (GO): mitochondrion
Molecular function (GO): pyridoxal phosphate binding; L-aspartate:2-oxoglutarate transaminase activity
Source: RefSeq, a predicted model, not a curated record
AGAAAAAACAAACUCAUUCUUCUUACAUAAUAGGGGAAGGAGAAGAAAAAAAAUGAAAUAAGAAAAACUCAACUUUGUAAUUCGUGGAGGGAAUACUUUUCCAUUACGCACGCACUUUAAUUACAGACGAGAAAAUUAUAAUUAAUAGUAAUACAGACAGCAGCAUGCGCCCACCGGUUAUUCUCAAAACUACCACCUCUCUUUUGGAUUCUUCUUCUUCUUCACCACCCUGUGAUCGCAGACUCAACACUCUCGCUAGACACUUCCUUCCGCAAAUGGCUUCUCACGACAGCAUCUCCGCUUCUCCAACCUCCGCUUCUGAUUCCGUCUUCAAUCACCUCGUUCGUGCUCCCGAAGAUCCUAUCCUCGGGGUAACUGUCGCUUAUAACAAAGAUCCAAGUCCAGUUAAGCUCAACUUGGGAGUUGGUGCUUACCGAACUGAGGAAGGAAAACCUCUUGUUUUGAAUGUAGUGAGGCGAGUUGAACAGCAACUCAUAAAUGACGUGUCACGCAACAAGGAAUAUAUUCCGAUCGUUGGGCUUGCUGAUUUUAAUAAAUUGAGUGCUAAGCUUAUUUUUGGGGCUGACAGCCCUGCUAUUCAAGACAACAGGGUUACCACUGUUCAAUGCUUGUCUGGAACUGGUUCUUUAAGAGUUGGGGGUGAAUUUUUGGCUAAACACUAUCACCAACGGACUAUAUACUUGCCAACACCAACUUGGGGCAAUCACCCGAAGGUUUUCAACUUAGCAGGCUUGUCUGUCAAAACAUACCGCUACUAUGCUCCAGCAACACGAGGACUUGACUUUCAAGGACUUCUGGAAGACCUUGGUUCUGCUCCAUCUGGAUCUAUUGUUUUGCUACAUGCAUGCGCACAUAACCCCACUGGUGUGGAUCCAACCCUUGAGCAAUGGGAGCAGAUUAGGCAGCUAAUAAGAUCAAAAGCUUUGUUACCUUUCUUUGACAGUGCUUAUCAGGGUUUUGCUAGUGGAAGUCUAGAUGCAGAUGCCCAACCUGUUCGUUUGUUUGUUGCUGAUGGAGGCGAAUUGCUGGUAGCACAAAGCUAUGCAAAGAAUCUGGGUCUUUAUGGGGAACGUGUUGGCGCCUUAAGCAUUGUCUGCAAGUCAGCUGAUGUUGCAAGCAGGGUUGAGAGCCAGCUGAAGCUAGUGAUUAGGCCCAUGUACUCAAGUCCUCCCAUUCAUGGUGCAUCCAUUGUGGCUGCCAUUCUCAAGGACCGGAAUUUGUUCAAUGACUGGACUAUUGAGUUGAAGGCAAUGGCUGAUCGCAUCAUCAGUAUGCGCCAAGAACUUUUCGAUGCUUUAUGUUCCAGAGGCACACCUGGCGAUUGGAGUCACAUUAUCAAACAGAUUGGAAUGUUUACUUUCACUGGAUUGAAUGCGGAACAAGUUUCCUUCAUGACUAAAGAGUUCCAUAUAUACAUGACAUCUGAUGGGAGGAUUAGCAUGGCUGGUCUGAGUUCCAAAACUGUCCCACUUCUGGCGGAUGCGAUACAUGCAGCUGUAACCCGAGUUGUCUAAAACAUGUUGACAACAGUUUUCAACAUGCUCCCUAGUCCCUAUAGGAGAACUUCCAUUAUUUUUGUUUAAUAAUUGUCAACAUCAACAAUGAAACCUUUUAUUUGAUGUGAGAUUUUUAAAGGAAACUUUUCUGCCUACCGGGCUCCAUCCAGAGAUUUAGCAUUAUAACAUUUUUAUUCCGU